CUUGAAGGGAGAAUUAAAAGCGAUAAAACACAUGUAAAUACUAGGUGUUUUUCCGACAAGGCGGUUAGUUACAGAUUUACAGACUCUUGUCUCCUUUCAGCUUCAGCGCGGUCAAAGUUCUAUGUUCGGGAGCCGCUCCAUGACAAACCUGACUGGCUGAAAGUUGGAUUCGCCUUGGGCACCUCCGCCUUCAUGUGGAUCUGUCUCAUCAAACAACAUAAUGAAGAUGUUUUAGAGUAUGAAAGAAGAAAUGGAUUGGCAUAAACUUUUAAAAUACUUAUAUGGUAUGCUCCAUAUAGCGACUAAAGCAGUUCAGUCUGUUGAGCUGUGAACGUGAGAGAAAAAGUUAUAUGUGAAUAUAUGUCAAAUCAGCAUUUAUGUUUUGCAUCGUAAAUGAAAAAUAAAAAUACUUCUGUAUUCUUCAGAUUA
Hipposideros armiger (great roundleaf bat) is the source of this 429-nucleotide messenger RNA. It is a transcript of the gene NDUFC1, whose product is annotated as NADH:ubiquinone oxidoreductase subunit C1. Gene Ontology annotation, cellular component: mitochondrion; respiratory chain complex I. The transcript is spliced from 3 exons. The record is from RefSeq and is a predicted model, not a curated record. NCBI's taxonomy places the organism in Eukaryota, Metazoa, Chordata, Mammalia, Chiroptera, Hipposideridae. The annotation marks the transcript as partial.